AGAGGAGGGGGAUAUUAUUUGUGUUGAUUCGUUCCUGUGUUAAGUGUCAUCUGUGCUUUGUAACAAAAAUGUAGUCUGUCUGUUAGAUUAUAUAAACUUUAUAUAUAAACCAUUUAAUUUUUGUUUGUCCCUGAACAAUGCUAAAUAAAGGAUAACAAAAGUAAUCUGCUAAUUGUUAAUGAUUCUUUUAGUUUCUGCGAUUAUGAGCUUCUUAUGAAAUUGCCAAUGAGGUUUUUCUAAAGAGAAAUAAUAUAUAGCUUGCAGUUUUCUUUUGUCUUAGUCAAAGUUUAAAUGGACAGAGCAAGUAAAGUUUUGAGAAGGAGUAGUGUUCGUUUGAGAUCUUUAGGUGCUGGUCAUUCUGAUCUGAACAUGGUUAUAUCAGAAUUGAAAGAUCUGAGACAUGCUACAAAAGCAUUUAUGUCUGCACAGAAUUCAGCUUCUCAAGAUAUGGUUAAAUGGGCCACAUGUGAUGAAAAUAGAGCAAUUCAGGACAUUAUGAGCCAGUUAGGUGAAUUAAAUAGCAUGUGGACUGAUGUACAAAAAGAUUUUAUUGAGCAUCUGAAAACAUUUAAAAAUCAUUUUGAAUUGAUUUUAGAAGGUGAAAAACAGUUAGAUGCAGCACAAAAUCAACUGGCUACUUGUGAGUUGAAUGAACAAAGGAUACGUAAAGAGUUGAAAAGAGCUUCUAAGAAAGCAACAGAAGAAGAAAUAAAUAAUUUAGAGAUAAAGUUAUCCCAAGCUGAAAGGGCAAAAUAUUUAGCUCAACUGGAAGUUGUAGAACUAUCUCAUAAAAAUGAGGCUAUAAAGGUUGUUCGGCUGAAGGAAGGUCUCUUAAAACUUUCUGAAGCUUAUGUGGAGCUUGCAAAUAAAUGUGCAAUUAUUUUUGAAGCACAACGGGAAGUAUCUCAUUACUUGCCAGAUGUUCAUAGUCGAGAUAUGAAUGAAUUGAAAUACACUGGUUCUGGUGCUUGUAAACAAGCUGUUGCCAAAGCACGAGAUAGAGUGCAUUUGUAUAAACGCCACAACUAUCGCUUAGUACCUUCAAGCUCAAUCAUAGACCCUCCGCCUCCUUAUACACCAGGCUUCUAUAAUCCAGCCACUGGCCGGCCAUACAACGAAGCCAAUGACAACUGUCUGAACAGUCAAGCUCCUGUGAUCCAACGACAAAGAGCUGUUGCUACAGUUACCAUUUCACCAUCAUGCCCACCUUACCCAUCACCUUCACCACCUCACUACAACAUCUCUUCUUCCAUUGCACCUGGCACCAGGCAACCGAAUGAACUGCGUCGCAGUGGCAGUGGAAAUAACUAUGAAGAUGAACUCUCAGGAGCCAUGGGUGCUACGCAUAUUUGAGAUUUAUCCCCCUCCUCUGAUUUUAUUUUGAAAAAGAAAAAAAUCCAGCCUUGGAUUUUUAAAUUUUUAAAUAUUUCUUUUGUGAUUUAGUGACAAGAAAUAAAUUUCCUAAGAUAAUCUAAGUCGACUAAUCGUGUAUAUAUAGGAAAAUUGCAUGCAUAUAUGCAAAUCCUUUAUUUUUAAGUAUAAUUUAAUGCUGCCACUUGAUGAACAGUGAUAUUUAUUCUUCUUCAAAAUAGAGAACUCCUUGCAGGGUGUUGCAUAUUUUAUAUGGUUUCAUACGGCUGUGUAUCUUUUGAACUUAGAAUUAACUGUACAUUUCAUGUUUUAAUUGUUAUGGAGCUUGAUAUAAAUAGUGAUUAAUUGAUAGUUUAUUUUUUUUUUUCUCCUUAGGUACAAGGGAUUUUAUUUUACUAGUUUAAAACUUAGUUAAUGAAUUUCAUUUACCUUUUUUUCUCUCAUUUGAACACCAGAAACAUUAAUAAAGAUACACUGUACAAAUCUGUGUUGAAUAAUUAUUAUUACAGUGCUUCCCUGGUGUUCUGAUAAUAUUCUAUGUAAAUUUGGAAUACGGCUUUAAAGAAUAGUGUGUGCUUUUUGUGUAAUAUGUACUUAAAUAUAAAGAUAUAGGCAUGCAUAUUUAAUGAUUGGCUGGCUUUAAAACAACAUCUAUUUGAAAGAAUGUUUGCUUAACAGGUAAUGAUUAGUGAAGGAUUGGCUAUGCAUUUGAAUUGUUAGAAUGUGAUCUUGAUUCCUUAAAAGCCUUACAUUGUUUCCAUUUAAAAUACUUUGAAAAGAAAUACGGUUCAUUUGCAAAUCUUUUUGAUACUCGUAUGAUAAAAAAAAUUGUGUUACAUAAUAUAUGUGUAGUGUACUUUUUUCAUGCAAGAAGAAUUCUUCAUCAUUGUGGUAGAUAAUUUCAAUAUACUCUUAAAAAGGCCCAUGAAUUCUUUAUGGAAUGUCUAUGUUGCUUUGAAACACUUUACCAGAGUUUUAUGAUAUUUAAAUAUCCAUUAUUAACAAGAAAGUGCCCUUGGUAUACACACAUGUGAUACAUAUUUGUUUCCUUGACCUUUUUUUUGUUUGUUUUCAUGCAUGUAGUUUAUUUACACAUGGUUAUGAGUUAACUAAUUAUAUACUUAUUCAUUUACAGUAUCUUUAAUAUAACCCUAUAUGUAUACCAUAUUUUCAUCAUCUAAUUAGAAUAAUUUAUUUUACUAAUUCUCCAGUUUCUUUUAAGUAACAAAGGUUGGGAUAGUUAUAUAAUAAAUAUUUCUGGUGUGUUUGUGAGCUUUCUUGUUGAAAGCCUUAAAACUACAUGUGCAAAUGAGUGUAUAGUUUAAUUAUUUGUUUUGUACACUUCAUGUACAAAAAAAGAAUAAAAUGUAUUAACAAUAUUAUUUUUAAAGCAUUUUAUUUAACUUUCAUUCUCAACUUAUUGUUAGCAAAUCUUAAAAUUAUAAGAGUGUGCCACAUCCUCUAUGAAUAGCAUUAUAUAAUUUUUUAUAUUUCAUAAAAAGUAUAUUGAAUGUUAUGAAGGAUUCUAUCAGCAUUGCUGACAAUAUUACGAAAGAAAAAAAAAAGAAAACUAAAU
This is a messenger RNA of Argiope bruennichi, 2947 nucleotides long. RefSeq lists its product as uncharacterized. Bases 292 to 1353 code for a protein of 353 amino acids. NCBI's taxonomy places the organism in Eukaryota, Metazoa, Arthropoda, Arachnida, Araneae, Araneidae. The transcript is spliced from 12 exons. The record is from RefSeq and is a predicted model, not a curated record.